This is a messenger RNA of Pseudozyma hubeiensis SY62, 1701 nucleotides long. RefSeq lists its product as hypothetical. The record is from RefSeq and is a predicted model, not a curated record. Lineage: Eukaryota; Fungi; Basidiomycota; Ustilaginomycetes; Ustilaginales; Ustilaginaceae. The transcript has a single exon. Bases 1 to 1701 code for a protein of 566 amino acids.
AUGCGUACAUACGUUACGACAAAGGCGAAAGCAGGCGCUUUGGCAUUGCUUGCCGUGGCUGCAGUCUGCCAGCAAGCUUCCGCAUCCAAUCCGCGCCUGAACCGCAUCGACAUCGAUUUCGACAGCAGGAGCACAAGCGUAGACGACGCGUUGCCCCUUUUCACACGCGACUUUUCCGGUCUGUCCAAACGCCAGGGUAGCGGCGUCGAGUCGCCGUCAAACGACACGCAGGCCGCCAUUGCCAUCCAGUCAGAAACAGAUCCCAUCGCCGCUGCGCAAGCUGUGGAACAGAUUCCCAACGUGGCUGGUAAUGCUGCCGGCAACACCGAUACCACAGGUAACCUCUUGCAAGGAGAUGGAUACUACAACUUUCCGUGGAACAACAACACGUACUUCAACCCAAGCGCCGCCACGAACGGCUCCGAUACGGGUGGUUGGCAAGAGCUGCCGGACACCGCCGGCUUCACCUUGAAUCGCACAUUCACCGUCUACAACGUCUUUAAAAAUGAGUCGGGCGUCAUGCCCUUCUACAUCUCCAACAAUCCAGAUCCCACCAAGGUGCUUCGUGCCAUAGUUGUGUGGCCAGGUAAGCCACGCGAUAUUUGGAAGUACGCCAACCUCAUGUUGAACGCCCGAAGCGUCGCCAUAUCGGAUAACUUUGCGCAGCAAGGCGCCACCAACGAUUCGUUCCUCAUCGUUGCACCUGCCAUGAUGAAUCAGUUUGAUCUCUCCGCCGGCGCAGCUCGACCCAACGAGAUUGUCUUCCACGGAUCGAGCUGGCAGCGUGGCGCAGGCAGCGUCAACCCUGUCAUGAAGCACCGCGUCACCAGCUACGCCGCCGUCGACCAGAUCGUCGACCUGCUGUUCGACCAGAAGACAUAUCCCAACCUCAACUCAGUCGUCGUUGCCGGCCAUUCCAUGGGCGGUCAAGCCGCGCAGCGCUAUGCGCUCAUGAAGAAGACCAAGGCCUACGACGACAAUGUGCGCUUCUGGAUCGGCAAUCCUGGUUCCUGGGCAUGGCUCAUUGACUCGCGUCCGUACUUUAAUGACACGUGUCAGGCUGGCAAUCAGUGGGAUACCUGGCCCUAUGGCCUCAAUGGCAACCAGUCCAAGAUCACACCGUAUGCGAGAAAGGACGUCCUGGCCAACAAAACGUACGUCGUUGACCGUUUCCUCAAUCGUCAUAUCUCGUAUGCGUUGGCGCUCCUCGAUGUCGGUGCCGGUGACACACAUUGCCCGGCCCGAUGGCAGGGAGGCAACCAUUUGGACCGAGGUUCCGAGUUUGUGCUGCAGUAUGCCAACACCACGGCCUUCUACCUCCAGGGCAAGUUUCCACCAAAGCACACGCUCGACUACAUUGCCGGCGUCUCGCAUCAGGACUACGCCAUGUACUCGACAAACAAAUCCAUCCAGCGUCUCUUCUACGACGACCUGAUGGUCCGAUACCCUAACCUCACCAACACCACCAAUCCCGGCGACAAGCCCAAGAAGGUCAAGGGAGCCAAGGCAUUUGCAACGCCUGCGCACGAGAAGGUGGCCAUCGGCCUGCUGGCAGGCUCGUUGGGACUUAUUUUCCUCGUGUUCACGGCGCUGCCCAUCAUCUUUACCGCCGAUCACGUCAAGGACGUCGAUGCCUCGUGGGAUGCGCAGAGCUACUUGAGCUCCGAAUCUAGAAGAAUGCUUGUCGAUCGCAAGUGGUAG